Messenger RNA from Papilio machaon (common yellow swallowtail), 1038 nucleotides. RefSeq lists its product as uncharacterized. The transcript is spliced from 2 exons. NCBI's taxonomy places the organism in Eukaryota, Metazoa, Arthropoda, Insecta, Lepidoptera, Papilionidae. The coding region runs from base 25 to 1038 and encodes 337 amino acids. Gene Ontology annotation, molecular function: RNA-DNA hybrid ribonuclease activity; nucleic acid binding. The record is from RefSeq and is a predicted model, not a curated record.
GUCUAACAAAAUUCGUUUGCAGUAAUGAAUGAGAAGACCUUAACACCUGAGCCACAGGCUGUGGCCGGUCCUAGUGGAGAGGCCAACAAGCGGAGACGCAGCAGCUCCAGUAACAGCAGCAACAGCAGUUCUACAAGCUCAUCCUCGUCGGACAACAAACGAAGGUGGUCCUGUCGCCACAAGCAUAAGAAAAGUAAGCGUGGCAAGCAUUCAAAACAAUUGAUGGACAAGUUAUUCAAGGAAAUGGAUGCUUCAGACCUAGCUUGGGGGGCACAACUGAAAGACCUAGCGAUCUGGGGAAGCUGGUCCCAAGAAGAACAACGGCUACACUCGAAUCAGAAAGAGAUGCUGGCCAUUUUACACGCCCUCCAGACCCAUGUUCAUUUAUUGAAGCACAGCUCGCUGCUCAUACAGUGCGACAACAAGACUGCAGUCGCUCAAUUACGGAAAGAAGGAGGUACGAAAUCCAUAUCACUAAUGAACAUAACUUACCAAAUUUUGAAAUUAUUAGACCAUCACAAAAUACACUUCAGCAUUCACUAUAUUCCGGGCAAGUACAACAAUCAUGCCGACCACCUUUCGCGUCACCGUCAACCUCCAGAGUGGCACCUACUACCGACCUGUGCGGAAAUGGUGUUUGCGAAAUGGGGUACUCCAGUGAUAGAUUUAUUCGCUUCGAAAACUGCUCACGUAGUGUACAAUUAUGUCUCUCGGGAUUUGAACGAUCACCAAGCUCUCUUUCACGAUGCGUUCAGUGUUCCAUGGGACUAUCCACUUGCGUGGGUAUUUCCCCCGCCGUUCUUAAUCCCCAAAGUUCUGGCACACCUGAAUCAGUCAACAGGAAUAUUCUUGAUAGUAGUUCCACGGUGGGAGAGAGUGUUUUGGCGCGCAGACCUCAAAGCCCGAUCCCUCGAAGCCCCGUUCACUCUGAACAAUUUGCACAAUCGUCUGAUCGACACAUCAACGGGGCUUCCACCGCAGAAAGUAGAAUCCAUGACGCUCGAAGUUUGGAGAUGUGGGGGUGGACUGAAGCUAUAA